This is a messenger RNA of Dendronephthya gigantea, 3253 nucleotides long. Its product is annotated as rhoGEF domain-containing protein gxcJ-like. Gene Ontology annotation, molecular function: guanyl-nucleotide exchange factor activity. The transcript is spliced from 16 exons. Lineage: Eukaryota; Metazoa; Cnidaria; Anthozoa; Malacalcyonacea; Nephtheidae. Bases 521 to 3166 code for a protein of 881 amino acids. The record is from RefSeq and is a predicted model, not a curated record. Gene Ontology annotation, cellular component: cytoplasm.
AUCAAUACCUACUCAUCGGGGGGGAUUGUGUUCUUGUAGUGACGUCGACAGGUUCAUUGUCCAUUUGACAGGACUUGUAGAUAUAUGGCUGUUGUGUGAACGAAACAGAAGAAGAAAUAUCUCAUCACGAAUUAUCAACAAGGCUCCAAAUCCAAUUUCCUGGUGAGGGUGACAGUUAAUUAAAGGUCGCCCAGGAACUUUGGGGAAUCGGAAUUUUCUUGUUAUUGUUCAACAUCGCAUAACUUUCUUUUUAAUUUUGAUUGUGUUGUGAGAACCGAACGGGCGUGUUUGAAAAUAAAGUGGUCACAUUCUUUUAGUGCUAGGUGUGUUUUGAAAUAUACGCAUUGUUCAGCGCACAGCGUGAGAUUUGGGCUUUUAGAGCCACGCUGAGCUUUGGUUUCUGCUGACAUUUGUUUGUCUUGUGAUCUUGUGUAGGAACUGGGAAAAUACCGCGCUUGUGUGAGUGUGUGUCCAGUGGAUUAACUAAAAUACGCAAACAUCGUUGGAAUUGCUCAAAAGUAUGGAUGUAGCUGAUGGACGCGAGGGUGAUGAUAUUGAUAUGGCUAAAGGAGCUUUUAAUAAGGAAAUGGAGGACAGCGGUGAAGAAAGCUCGGAUAUUUGGUGCCUUCGUAAGGAAUACAAAGAUGCUUCCAUUGCUCUGAGGGAUAGAAAGAUCGAUCAUGUGAUUGAGAGAUCAUCAAGCUCGCCAGUCGAGGAAACUUCAAGUAUGAGAACGAGAGGGGAAGAAACCGUCCGUCGUCGACGACCCGGAUUAGUUUAUCGUAAUACGGAUCCUUGCCCGAUGAGAGAAUUUGUCAGGAACAACUUAAAUAAGGAGACGAACAUUUCGAAUAUGGGAAAAAUGGAAGAAGAUAUCAAUAAAAUAAAUCCUGUGACAAUCUCUGAGGAUGACGGGGAUGAAGAUCUGAAGAAGAACGUCUCCAGCGAUGAACAUUUUCUUAUUUCAUCUUAUGAUCUCGCUAAACGAAGACUCAGUCUGCCAAUUCCAACAGUGUCAAUUGCUGAACAGGCCUGGAAUGACGAUAAUUCGUUGUUUGAAGAAUCAGAUGAGACGGAUAACGUCAGUUUGGAAACUCCAGUCAAGAGUACACAACGUCUUUCUUGUACAAAGCAACUUCGCCAUUCACCGAACAUGAAUCAAAGACGACGGCAGAGCGCCUGGGCACGAACGCCUUCAAUAAAUACCGAAAUAAACAAGUCGAUAUCUCUGAGCAAACGACGAAUGAGCGAGCUUCCAGCCUUGUCAACUUUGGCAACACGGCGUAGGAAUCUUCCCCACACACUGUCUCUGCCGUUGGGAUUACGACGUAGCAACCGAAGAACAUCCAGAGGUGGAAACGCUUCAGAUUAUCAGAGCCUAAACAACUCGUGUUUGAAGGCGAAAAACGAAAUGCUGGCCACUUUGUCGCUGUCUGCAUGGUCUGAAAAUGUCUCGAUAAAACACAGCGAGAUUUCUCGACGAAAGAGCGUUUACACUGGAUUUGGAAUUAUGGCAUUGAAAAAGAAAGAAGAAAAAAGAUUAAUGGUUGCUCGUGAAAUUCUUCAGACUGAAAAGAAUUACAUCACAGCGCUGGAAACAUUACAUGAGGUGUUUGCAGAGCCGUUGAAGAGCUCUUGUGUCAUCCCAGAAAAGGACAUUAAAACUAUGUUUCCGAAGCAAUUACUCGCGAUGAAACACGGUCAUGAGAGAUUCAUGAACGAGUUGGACGAAAGACUGAACAACUGGAAAUGGCAGGGGGUGUUGGGGGAUAUUUUUGCCAAGCUGGGAAAUUCAUAUCACGUUGAUUUUAUGACUCUUUACUCCGAGUACGUGAAUAAUUUCCCCAAAGCUAUUGCAGUGAUCAACAAGUACACGAGAAACUCGCAAAAAUUCAAAAGAUUUCUCGAGAAAUGCACCAACGAUCCAAGAUGUCAGCGGCUAAACAUCUCAGCCUUCCUCCUGACUCCCAUUCAACGCUUACCCAGAUACGUGCUGCUACUGCGGCAAUUGGCCAAAUACACUGACCCGAACCAUCCGGAUAGCUUUCAUAUUGAGAUCUCCCUGGAGAAGAUGAUCCACAUUAUCAAUAUUUUGAACAACUCCAUACAAAACUCCACAAGAUGCGCAAGAAAUGCAAAUCCCAGACGCACGGCGCGACAACGGAAAAAGCGCCGCAUUUUUAAACCAAAGGAAACCUUGAACACUGAUAUAGGAAGUCCAAGAAAGUCGUCAGAUGAUUCCGAGUGGUCCGAAGCCUCGAAUCCACCAACUCCGCAUGCGCAAGAUUUAUCCCCGCUGACCAUAGACACUACUUCACCAACCGCUGAUCAGAAAUCCUCGGGCUAUGCCUCGCUUACAAACAGCGAGACGCCAUCAGAGCCCAGAUCCCCAUCCCCGACCGGUGCGACUUCGCCGAAAAACACUUUCCUGAAAGUAAUUCUCAGAAAUAGCAGCGAGUCGAAGAGGAACAAACGACGACCUCUUAGCACCACUGAAGUGGAAAUAAUUCGUAAAAAAAAUUAUUCACAAACUCUUCCUAAAGAUGAACUAACACGAUCUGUCAGUCGAGACAGCAUUGGAAGUAUGAUUCGUCACAAGUUUGGCAGUUUAAGAAGAAGGCCUAGAUCUAGCGAUGAAAAUCUCGACAAAAACCUCUCUUUAGAAAGACUACAUGAAUGUCGCUCGACUCUAUCGAAAUAUCGCCGACCCACGAGUCCUGGGGACGAUAGUUUUAACGAACUGAACGAGUGUUCGAAAUCAGACAGCGACUUGAUCGAGGAAAAAAAUUCCGAGGGACUUAAUUCCACUUCGAGUACGGAAAGUUGUAACGAAUCACGUGAACAUUUGACAAUGCUGCGUGAAAAAUGUCAUAGCGAUUCCGACGAUUCUACGUCACAUCCCGACAGCCCACUGACGUCGAGGCUCGAAGGUGACGUCAUGAGUAAUAAUAACCAUGACGAAAGCUUACAUGAAACCGACGGAGAGUUGACGAAGAGAAAGUUGCGAAAAAGAAACAGUUUUACAAAUGCUGUGAGAUUUUUCUUUGUUUCCAAAACGAGGUCGUCUUCGAGUAGUCCUGAAAGAGUGAUUGACUGCCGUACCAGCGCUUCAAAAGAUCAACUUCAUAACUCUCAACUCUCGAAAGAAAAAAUAUCGACUGUGUAGCAAAAUGAAAAAAUAUUAUUAAUUAUUACCAAUGAGAUUCCGUGUACAUAAGAAAUGAAUGUUUGUAAAUUAUUUACCAUUAAUAAC